AUGAAGAAACAACACGCCUCCUCCUCCUCUCAAUCCUCGCAAAAAGUGUGUUUGUGCUUCCACGGCUUCUCGCAAAACGGCCUCGUUUUCCGCCAAAGAACCGGUUCCAUUCGGACGAAGACGUUGAAACGCGAGUACGAGUUUGUUUUUCUCGACGCGCCGCAUCGCGUGGAUGGCGUUUUCGAUGUGGACGACGUGAACGACGAAAAGAAUAUCGAGAAAAGAGAGAACGAAGAAACGAUGCGAUCGUGGUGGUUAGCCGGGGAAAACGUGUCCUCCGGAGCGACGAAAGCGAAAGAUGGGAGCUGGAUACGUCCGGCAAAGAGCACAAAAAUCGUUCGCUUGGAGGAAACUGUCGCGUUGAUUGAAAACGCGCUUAAAGAGCACGAAGGACGCGUGCGCGCUCUGGUUGGAUUUUCGCAAGGCGCGACGUUGAUUGGAAUACUGAAGCGAGUGAAACCGGAAUUGUUUGAGAACGUGAGAAGGGUGGUCAGCGUCGCCGGGUUUGAUCCUUUAGACGCGCGGUUUUACGAGAAAGACGGCUUUGACGAGAAUUUGAGCGUCAUCGACGUCCCGUCGAUGCACGUGCACGGGAAGAACGACGCUCUGGUCACUCGAGACCGAUCUGAUCGCUUAAGAGAUAAAUUCUACAACAAGGAGAAAUCAGUCGUGUUCGAACACGAGGGCGGACACGGCGUGCCAACCUCGAGAGAGUUUCGCGAGGCGUUUGAGAAGUUCCUCUUGAUACCGGACGGAGAAGGAAAAGACGAGUAG
This is a messenger RNA of Bathycoccus prasinos, 774 nucleotides long. RefSeq lists its product with no specific name. Gene Ontology annotation, cellular component: nucleus; cytoplasm. The coding region runs from base 1 to 774 and encodes 257 amino acids. NCBI's taxonomy places the organism in Eukaryota, Viridiplantae, Chlorophyta, Mamiellophyceae, Mamiellales, Bathycoccaceae. The record is from RefSeq and is a predicted model, not a curated record. The transcript has a single exon.